Molecule: messenger RNA, 873 nt
Organism: Xylaria bambusicola
Lineage: Eukaryota; Fungi; Ascomycota; Sordariomycetes; Xylariales; Xylariaceae
Exons: 2
Coding region: 1-873 (290 amino acids)
Biological process (GO): peptidyl-proline hydroxylation to 4-hydroxy-L-proline
Cellular component (GO): endoplasmic reticulum
Molecular function (GO): L-ascorbic acid binding; iron ion binding; procollagen-proline 4-dioxygenase activity
Source: RefSeq, a predicted model, not a curated record
AUGCCCCGGUUUUCUCCACGUUCCCGGCUUUCACGUCCGCCAAGUAUCUCGGCGGUAGCCAAGAUCGCCUUGUUCGCAUUCAUAUCUCCUUGGCUAUGGAAUCUUACAUCUCCUUACCUCUCGCCAUAUUUACCGCAUGCUCUUCGGCCGUCGGCCCCUGACAAUGGGCGGGUGCCUUAUCCCGAAUAUGAAUGUCGGCCUCAUCACUAUUCGACCGAGCUCGUUUCACUAGACCCACUACUAAUCUAUAUCGAGAAUUUCCUACGUCCAUCCGAGAUAACAGAACUCCUCGAAGCCGGCGAGAGUGGGUUUUCGCCCUCGACGGUGUUCAAAAAUGGCAGAUUGACUGGAACGUCUGAUCGGACUUCGUCGUCAGCAGGUUUACCACGCGACAAUCCGACUGUAGAUUGCGUGUUAUCGCGCGCGCAAGGUUUCAUGGGGAGCAUGAUGGAUCCAAAUAAGGAUGAUAUUGGUCCCCCACAGCUCGUGCGUUAUAGGGCUGGGCAGCUCUUCAACAAGCAUCAUGACUGGUAUGAUACUCCUCAACCAACACGCCGAGGAAUGCGAGGACACGGUAGGACGUGGAAUCGUGCUGCAAGCUUCUUCGCUAUUCUUGAGGAUCAUUGCAAGGGUGGAGAGACGUGGUUUCCGUAUAUUGACAACACCCACUCACGUAAAGACGACGCUCAUCAUCUCUGGCGAGCACAUGAGGAGGGUGGACUUGCUUUUAAGCCUGUCGCUGGAAACGCGAUCUUCUGGGUCAAUCUACAUGCCAAUGGGACAGGCGAUGACCGAACUAUUCACGCAGGAUUAACCGUCACUGAGGGACUGAAGACGGCUAUGAAUAUUUGGCCCAGGAAGUUCUACGAUUAA